Messenger RNA from Glycine soja, 2916 nucleotides. Its product is annotated as putative pentatricopeptide repeat-containing protein At3g49142. The transcript is spliced from 2 exons. Lineage: Eukaryota; Viridiplantae; Streptophyta; Magnoliopsida; Fabales; Fabaceae. Gene Ontology annotation, molecular function: RNA binding; protein binding; zinc ion binding. The record is from RefSeq and is a predicted model, not a curated record. Bases 241 to 2262 code for a protein of 673 amino acids. Gene Ontology annotation, biological process: RNA modification.
UCUAAAAUUUCUCUUCCACAAGCAUGUUCUAGUGAAGUAGUGCUGCCUAAGUCAACCUUAAACCCUAAGGUUUUUAGCGAAGUGCUUCAGAGCAGAAUUAUCGUAGCUUAAACAACACACACAAAAAAAUCUCAUUUUUUUACUCUUUCUACAACGACAGCUGGGAAAGGGGUAAAAUAUCCAGGUUUUGCUUAACAAUGCCGUGUCAUCAAACAUAACCAAAGUAACUGUUCCAAAUUCAUGAAUCCUUUUCAUCCUCUGACUCACCAAUUUCCCAAGUUACAAGCCUUGGUUUCUUCAAUUCAAAAAUCGUUGGUGUCCCCACAAAACCCAGUUCUUGUAUUGGAGCUUCUGGGCAAAGUGUUAGACCAAUACCCAGACAUCAAAACCUUGAAAAAUGUGCAUUCCAAGGUUUUUAAUCUUAGUUUCCACGAAAAUCCAUCUCUGGGGAUCAAACUCAUGCGGGCUUAUGCUGCCCGUGGAGAACCCGGGUUGGCACGCAAUGUGUUUGAUGUAAUUCCUGAGAGGAAUGUUAUUUUCUAUAAUGUCAUGAUCAGAAGCUAUAUGAAUAACCAUUUGUACGAUGAUGCAUUGCUUGUUUUUAGGGACAUGGUUAGUGGUGGUUUUAGCCCUGAUCAUUAUACAUACCCUUGUGUCUUGAAGGCUUGUUCUUGCUCUGACAAUUUGAGGAUUGGGUUGCAGCUUCAUGGAGCUGUGUUUAAGGUUGGGCUUGAUUUGAAUUUGUUUGUUGGGAAUGGUCUCAUUGCUUUGUAUGGGAAGUCUGGUUGCUUGCCUGAGGCACGGUGUGUUCUUGAUGAAAUGCAGAGCAAGGAUGUUGUUUCAUGGAACUCAAUGGUUGCUGGGUAUGCACAGAAUAUGCAGUUUGAUGAUGCAUUGGAUAUUUGCCGAGAAAUGGAUGGUGUGAGGCAGAAGCCUGAUGCUUGUACAAUGGCUAGUCUCCUGCCAGCAGUAACUAACACUUCGUCGGAAAAUGUUUUGUAUGUUGAGGAGAUGUUCAUAAAUUUGGAGAAGAAAAGUUUGGUCUCAUGGAAUGUCAUGAUAAGUGUAUAUAUGAAAAACUCAAUGCCUGGAAAAUCUGUAGAUCUAUAUUUACAAAUGGGGAAAUGUGAAGUGGAACCAGAUGCAAUCACUUGUGCUAGUGUUCUUCGAGCGUGUGGGGAUCUUUCAGCUUUGUUGUUAGGAAGGAGGAUUCAUGAAUAUGUUGAGAGAAAGAAGCUAUGUCCAAAUAUGCUUCUGGAGAAUUCGCUGAUAGAUAUGUAUGCUAGGUGUGGAUGUCUAGAAGAUGCGAAAAGAGUGUUUGACAGAAUGAAGUUUCGUGAUGUUGCAUCAUGGACUUCAUUGAUAUCUGCCUAUGGUAUGACUGGACAAGGCUAUAAUGCUGUGGCACUCUUCACGGAAAUGCAAAAUUCAGGUCAAAGUCCAGAUUCUAUUGCCUUUGUCGCAAUUCUCUCAGCUUGUAGUCAUUCAGGAUUACUCAAUGAAGGAAAGUUUUACUUUAAGCAGAUGACAGAUGAUUACAAGAUAACACCAAUAAUUGAACACUUUGCUUGCUUGGUGGAUCUUUUAGGAAGAUCAGGACGAGUGGAUGAGGCCUAUAAUAUCAUCAAACAGAUGCCAAUGGAGCCUAAUGAAAGAGUUUGGGGGGCACUGCUUAGUUCGUGUCGGGUGUACUCCAACAUGGAUAUUGGGAUUUUAGCUGCUGACAAACUACUUCAGUUGGCUCCUGAGGAAUCAGGUUACUAUGUGUUGUUAUCUAAUAUUUAUGCAAAGGCCGGUAGAUGGACAGAAGUAACAGCUAUUCGAUCACUAAUGAAGAGAAGAAGAAUUCGGAAAAUGCCCGGCAUCAGCAAUGUUGAGCUGAAUAAUCAGGUCCACACCUUUCUUGCAGGUGAUACGUACCACCCACAGUCAAAAGAGAUAUAUGAAGAGUUAAGUGUGCUGGUGGGGAAGAUGAAAGAGUUAGGUUAUGUGCCCGAGACUGAUUCUGCCCUUCAUGAUGUGGAAGAGGAGGAUAAAGAAUGCCAUCUAGCUGUUCAUAGCGAGAAGUUAGCUAUUGUCUUUGCUAUUUUGAAUACCCAAGAAUCUCCAAUCAGAAUUACCAAAAACCUCCGUGUUUGUGGAGAUUGUCAUAUUGCUGCCAAGCUUAUCUCCAAGAUAGUUCAACGUGAAAUUGUCAUCAGGGACACCAAUCGAUUCCAUCAUUUUAAGGAUGGUAUAUGCUCUUGUGGUGAUUAUUGGUGAAGCUACUUCAGGCUGAAGCAAACUCUAAUUUUGACAACUUCAAUGGUUCUACAAUUAUGGUGGAUGAUUCUUUUAUUUCUUAAUUUUUUUGGUCCAUUGAAGGAACAAGAACUUGAGAAGAAGGAAGGAAUAAAUGUUUUUGUGGAAGAGGGAUUCUCUAACAUCAUCACACUCCAAUGUUACAGAUUGAAAGUGGUGUUAGUUGAGCUUCACCAUUGAUGACAAAAAUAUCAUUUUUGAUGCCUGUCAAUGAGUAGUAUUGGCAUCUUGCCUUCUUUUGGCUUUUGUGCUGUACUGCUGUGUCUUGCAGGAUAAAGCAGGAUCGUUGUUGUUGUUAUACAUUAUACUGUCACGAAGUUAUUUGAAGGUUGCAAUAUCUGCAUUAGCUAUGGCUUUAGGGACCGUUCUCUUCUAAAGUAGGCGACAAAGGAAUUAUCUCCAAUUGGCACCAGUAACUUCAAUUUAAGAGGAACUCAAGGCUUUGGAUUUUGGACAAUUACAUGAGAAAAAUGAAGAAUUAAAGUAGGGACUAGGAAGAGAUCACUGUGGUCUUCAGCAUGUUAUGUAUGAAGAUGAGAAGAGCCCAUCCGAUAACAAAACUAAGUUGUCUUUGCUCAUUUAUUUCACCUGAAAAUGGAAGGCGUAUUUGUUUAA